This is a messenger RNA of Aphis gossypii (cotton aphid), 1247 nucleotides long. RefSeq lists its product as uncharacterized. Lineage: Eukaryota; Metazoa; Arthropoda; Insecta; Hemiptera; Aphididae. The coding region runs from base 200 to 889 and encodes 229 amino acids. The record is from RefSeq and is a predicted model, not a curated record. The transcript is spliced from 2 exons.
ACGGCUCAUGUUGACUGUUGACAAUUGACAUGUUAUUGGUUUCAUACUUUCAUAGAGUGUAGUGUUAAAUGUUAAUUCUGCCAGUUUUGAGUACGGAUUUUUACUUUUUAGUAGAAAAUAAUUAUUAAGUACAGUGUUACGUUUAAUAAAAAAUAUCUAUUGUGUGAAAAUUAAUUAAUAGUAAAAUAUCAUUAAAACUAUGAGGCGAACGGCAAAAGAUACAUCAAUGACUCGCAAGAAAAAAUCAGCUCGCCUAAGCAAUUUGUCCAUUGGAGAUGCAGAAAAUUUUGAGCCUCCGCAACAGUCAUCUACCCCAUCUAAACAUUAUAAAACUAAUUCAAAAAGAAUUUUAAAAGAUAAUAACAGCUUAAACAUUAGUGUAAUAAAUAAAGAGAACAAAAAUAAAAAAAUAAACACAGAAUUUGAUUGUCAACAAUUCAAAUCUAUACUACCUGUUAUAGAAGAAAAUGUAAAUUAUGGUCGUAUUCCGGAAUUGUUUCAUAGUGAUCCAGAAGAUGAACCUACUAUAACUGAAAAUUUAACUGUCACUACAACUACAAUAAAUGAUUCUGAUGAUAAAUGGACAACUUUUUCUGAUGUUUCUGAAGAUAGAAGCUGUAAUAAUGUUACAGAUUUGUUGGCUGAAAUUGAAGCUGAUAUCGAUGUUAGGUUUAAAAAACCACCUAGACGAUCAUAUCCUGGUAAAAAAAGAAAUAAUAAAAGUUUGUAUGAAGAUAAAGAAGAAGAGGAAGAAGAAGAUAAAAAAAUAACAAAAAAAUGCCGAAAACAUAAACAAAAGAAAAAGGAUGAUCCUUUAGAAGAGGCAUUUGUUCAAUCAAUGAAUGAGCAUUUUACCGAUAUUGAGUCAUUUAGUUUAGCAGUGGAAUAAUUUAAGAUUAAACGUGAAUAUUUUUAAGAAGGAAUUAUAAAAAUAUAAAAUGAAAUGAUCGAAGAAUGGUGUUUAUAACAUGAAAGCACGAACUAAGUUUAUAGAUUUUCCAAAAUUUGAGGAAAUUUGUUAUUGUACAUAAUUAUUAUAUUUAUUAUUAAAAUGUUUAUGUUGUAUAAGUGUUUUUUCUUAAUCUUUGUACUAAAGUUAAUUGUAUAAUUUAUCAAAUUAUUAACAUGAGAUUAAUUGUAAUCAAUUUGAAGGAGAUAAUUAGUUGUAAUUAUACUUAUUAUUAUUAUUAUUAUGUCACUGUUAAAUUCAUUUAUUUAUUAAAGUAAUAAUGAUGUCAUAUUUAUUA